ACCUUCGCUUCUUCAGCAGUCUCGAUGAAACCUCUGAACUGAGCGGAGCUUAUCAAUGGCGUCCCAAAUGGCGAUCCUCUCCAGAGCCCGUAAAACCCUCCUCAAAACCCUAAACCACCACAACAAUCCCUUUAAAGCUUCCAUUUCCACCUUCACAUUCCUCUCCCAGGAAGCCCAACUCGUCGAGCCCAGGCUUCCCCCGCCAUCUCCCACUCCACUUCCUCCCAACCCCGCCUCAGGGAGCCCGCUCUACAAUUAUUUUUUAUGGAUGGAUCUUUACUUUAUUUAUAUCAGGAUGCUGCAGACAAGAAAGGAAUCUAUGCCUGAUGAUGAGUCAUAUGAAUUGGUUGUUGGUAUGCUGUUUUUGACAGACCAGAUUGAUGCUGCCUUGAGAUAUGUUGAUUUGACUUUGAAAUCUGGUUAUAUGUUGUCAAUGAGGGUUUUUGCUGAGUGUGUGAGAAGUUGUGUUAACAAAGGCAGGCUGGCUGCUUUGGUGUCUAUUAUAGAGAGGUGCAAGACAAUGGAUUAGAAUAAAGCUCUUUCUCCCUCCUGGAACAUGUGCAUCUUCAUUGCAGAUAUUGCGAUGCAAGAGGAUAAUAGCAAGUUAGCUUUUUAUGCCUUGGAAUUCAUGGCCAGA
Messenger RNA from Vitis riparia (riverbank grape), 637 nucleotides. Its product is annotated as pentatricopeptide repeat-containing protein At1g26460, mitochondrial-like. The coding region runs from base 56 to 529 and encodes 157 amino acids. The record is from RefSeq and is a predicted model, not a curated record. NCBI's taxonomy places the organism in Eukaryota, Viridiplantae, Streptophyta, Magnoliopsida, Vitales, Vitaceae. The transcript is spliced from 2 exons.